GUGUGGUCUGCUGCGCGUGCGCACUACGACCAGAGGCCCAGCGCUGGAACGCGGGGACCCCGGCGCGCCCUUCUGUUGGGCCAGGCAUGGCGGGCGCUCGCCCCUUGUUGAGUGUUCUGGGGCUGCUGCUUGUGUCUGCGCUGUUUGGAGUCCUCGGAGAGCCCUCCAGCCCCGAUCUGGGGGCACACCCAGAACGCCGCUCCCAGGUCAGUCCCGGGGCCACCGAACCUCGGCGGCAGCCGCCACCCAAGGACCAGCGCGAGCGGGCCCGGGCCGGAUCGCUGUCUUUGGGCGCUCUGUAUACCGCAGCCGUUGUGGCUUUUGUGCUGUUCAAGUGUUUGCAGGGCCCAGAUGAGGCCGCUCUUCUCCGAGAGGAAAAAAAGAAGAAAUCCUUGCAGUCAGAACAAGAGCUGGUGCAGCUGACACAACAGCUGGCCCUGACGGAACAGCACCUGAACAACCUGAUGACCCAGCUGGAUCCCCUUUUUGAACGGGUAACUACUUUGGUUGGAACCCAGCGGGAACUUCUAAACACAAAACUAAGAACCAUUCACCACCUUCUACAAGACUGCAAGCCUGGCACAGGGGUGGAAGUUCCAGAACUAGAGGCCAGCAUACCCUUUCCUGAAGACCUGGGGAAAGACGACCAAGAGGCAGCUGGAAGCAGUGAGGCCUGGGAAGAACCUAUAAACUGGAGCCCAGAGACAUGGAACCUAGCUCCCUCCUGGAAGGAGGAGCAGGGGCUGAGGAGAAGGUGGCACAAGACAGUGACAAAGGGUCCAGCAGUAAAUAGGGGGCAAUCACAGGAGGUUUAGUAAAAAUAGUUGUCUUGUACUGGGUGUUCCUCUGUGCUUUUCCCACUCCCAGUUGUACAAACACACACACACACACACACACAGAGUGCAUAAGCCAAGUGGGCUUCCCUUAUUAGGAAAAGAGAGACUGCCUUCUAGAAUGUGAACGGAGAAGACCGAGGGAGCUCCAGUUCUUCCCUUGUGUUUCUGAGCCUACCCAUAUGCCAGCCAUCAAGGCUCAAACUCCAUUUUCUCAUGGUUUAGACAGGAAGGCCUUUGCAAAAACAAAAUAGCAUUUUAUUAAAAUCCAGUGGAGAAAUAAAUUAUAGAACUUUUACAACAUAGGAGGUAGUUCAGGAGGAUCUAGAGUUCAAGGCCACCCUGGGCUACACGAAGCCUUGUCUCAAGAAAAAAAAAAAAACAAACUAUAUACAGUAGCCACGUUUGGCAGCACAUACCUAUAAACCCAACAUAUGAGAGGCUGAGGCAGAAGGAAUUCAAGUUCAUGGUCAGCCUGGGUCACAUAGUAAGAUCCUUUCUCAAAAAUAAAACAAGAAACCAUAGGCAACAACAAAAAAAUGGCCUUUACAAAGCUGCAAAUGGAACAGACAGCUGGCCACAGACAGCAGGAGCUUUACAGGCUCCUCAGUGGCAUGGCAUUAAAGGGGCUUGU
Messenger RNA from Mastomys coucha (southern multimammate mouse), 1467 nucleotides. It is a transcript of the gene Ccdc107, whose product is annotated as coiled-coil domain containing 107. NCBI's taxonomy places the organism in Eukaryota, Metazoa, Chordata, Mammalia, Rodentia, Muridae. The coding region runs from base 87 to 815 and encodes 242 amino acids. The record is from RefSeq and is a predicted model, not a curated record. The transcript has 6 exons.